This is a messenger RNA of Odontomachus brunneus, 3607 nucleotides long. Its product is annotated as 6-phosphofructo-2-kinase/fructose-2,6-bisphosphatase-like. NCBI's taxonomy places the organism in Eukaryota, Metazoa, Arthropoda, Insecta, Hymenoptera, Formicidae. Gene Ontology annotation, biological process: fructose 2,6-bisphosphate metabolic process; fructose metabolic process. Gene Ontology annotation, cellular component: cytosol. Gene Ontology annotation, molecular function: fructose-2,6-bisphosphate 2-phosphatase activity; ATP binding; 6-phosphofructo-2-kinase activity. Bases 980 to 2599 code for a protein of 539 amino acids. The record is from RefSeq and is a predicted model, not a curated record. The transcript is spliced from 6 exons.
UGCUACUAAAAGCCGCGGUGGAACCAGACAUCUAGUCGUCAGAGAGUCGAGAAGCGCAUAUCGACCGGUCGGGUUCGCAAGCGGAGUCUAUCCUCGUUCGAACGUAUCGUAAUUGAACGUAUUCGCGCUUUCACCGCGAUAGAGCGUGUUCUCUGAUCGACGCUGAAGAACCGGCGAAUUACGUAGUAGUACUACGAGAAGUAUCGUGGGAAGUUCUACGAGAAGUUCCACGAGAAGUUCCGGACAACAUCUGCUGAAAUUUCUCCCAGCCCUAUCGGCUGGGUGAAUGUAUUCUACGUUGAUAACACAUCCAUCUGGUUCUGUCAAAGCAAAAUAGAAGUGGGAAGCAGGAAAAUCGCGCAUUAGUGAUCAGCGACAGUAAAACUUAGAAUCUUGAAGGGGAAAAGCGAUCGGUGAGAUUGGAGUAAGGCGUCGCUGUUACUAUGUAAAUUACCAGCAGGUAUAUUCUAUUGCGCGCGCGCACUGCCGUCGACUAGCAACGACACCAGCUGCGAGAACAUCAUCAAUAGAUAGCGGAGGUUGCGAGAGGAACAAGAGUUGCGAGUGAUAGAGAAUCACGCACGGCCUCGAGUUAGAGACCUGGGCUUCUCCCUGACCGAUCCCAAGGAAGCCCGCAAACUGGCUCCAGAGGUGAGGAUCAAGCAAAUUGGAAUGAGGGAGGAUCUGCUGUCUAUAAUACGGCACACGAGCAGCGACCACUUUUCGGAAGAACUUUAGCCGAAAGCUUAACCAGGAAAUAGAGGCAGACUGAAUACGAUUAGAGUAGAGGUGGCUGUUUAGCCUUCUGGAGCAGUGGGACGUAAUCGGGCUUCCUUUUGUUCCAAGUGAUAUCUUAAUCAAUCAUAGACCCAUUUAUUUAUUAAUAAAAAAAGGAGUCAGUGAUAGAGGGAGGGGGAGAGAAUAAAGAAAACUGGUGCCCGGUAAACUGGUUUUCCUCCCUAAUAAGGGUCUCUCGGUUAUGCCCUGGGUCAUUGCAUGUUUUGACCUGCUGGCGGCUCCGUUACUGGGUUAUUGUAUCGCGCUCAGGAAGCUUGCCCUGCAAGCCGGUGUUUUGCAAGAGAAAAAAACUGAUCUAGUUGGGAAGCAGACACCCAACACGGAUAAGAUACUCCUGAAAGCCGGCAUCACAGCUAACAUGGUCCCUAAUACAGAAGACCAACGGCAAGACCCCAGCAAAGAGAAGGCCGCCGCGAGAAUGCUGGGAGUAGCGAAGUCAUCGCGCAAAUUCGCGGGAGUUGUCAUAGCUACUUGCGGUUUACCGGCUUGCGGAAAAAGCCAGAUAGGAAAGAAUCUUGCUCGCAGAUUCAACUGGAAUGGCAUAACCACGAAAGUAUUCCACGUGAGUGAUUAUCGAAGAAAACCUGAAGCCCAAACAUCUCACGAUCUCACAUUCUUCCAACUGGAUCAUGCGGCCAGCAACACUAUAAGAAUUCUCACACAGAGAGAUGCUAUGCAAGAUUGCGCGGCAUGGCUCGUAUCCGGCAAUUCUGUAGCGAUCCUCGACUCUAUGCUGAUCACAAAAGCAGAGCGCACAGAAGUCUAUGACUAUUUCUCUGGUCAACUUGGUUAUCGCGUUCUUUUUAUCGAGUGCGCUUGUCACGACCCGAAGGUGCAGCAGCAUAACCAACAAGAAAUCGUGAAACAUAAUGCUGAUUACGCCGACGCGGAUGCAGUUUUAGUCGCGGAAUAUCUAAGCUCGAAGAUCGCUUAUUAUGCCGAAUUGUACGAGCCUAUGUGUGAGAAAUCCUACCCCAAAAUUAAGAUUGACACUGCUACUAUGGAUAUCGAGGCCUGCAAGGUUUCCGGUCACAUUGAAACCAAGGUGCUCGGAUAUCUUGGAGACAUCAAUCUCAAACCGCACACUCUUUAUUUCUCAAGACACGGCGAAAGCGAGUACAAUGUACUCGGCAAAAUCGGCGGCGACGCAGUCUUAAGUGCCAGGGGUGAACGAUACGCACAGGCGUUGUCAACCAAGUUCAACGCUAUGCGUAUUCCCGAUCUUCGAGUUCUCACCAGUUGCCUUCGCAGAACAAUCGCAACGGCGCGGGGCAUCGAAGCUCCUCAAGAGCACGUGGUCGCUUUGAACGAGCUUCACGCCGGGGUAUGCGAGGGUCUCUCUUAUGAGGAGAUGCAGGAGCACUAUCCGCAGGAAUUCGCGUGGCGUGAUCAGGACAAGCUGCGUUAUCGUUAUCCAUGGGGUGAGAGCUACAUCGAUGCAAUGCAACGCGUCGAGCCGGUGAUUGCCGAGCUGCAACGUUCGAACAACGUGCUCGUGGUGUCGCACCAGGCGGUCCUGCGGUGCAUCAUCGGCUUCUUCCUCGACAAGAAACCCGAGGAGCUACCCUAUAUGGAAGUGCCGUUGCACACGAUAAUUCGUCUCACCAGCCAGGGCCACUACUACAAGCUCGAGUUUGUUAAGCUGCCGAUCGAGUGCGUUGACACCACCCGCGUCAAGCCGAAGAAUUGCAGCGGUGAUCGCACCGCGGCCGACGCUCUGAUCACUGUUCCCGCGCAUUUCGACAUACCAGAUCCUUGGAGAAAUCCCGGCAACGGGCCUACUCUCGUGCAACAGCAUUAAGAGAAAGCUAACAAGCCGAAAACACAUUGUAUCUGGCCGAAUGAUCUUUUCACGACCAAUGCGACAUCAAUUACAAAUGCAGAUUUUAGAUCUCCCACGAUUCUGUGAGACGCCUUACUCUAACGGGUGAUACUUAACUAAUACUGAUGGCAUACCUCAAUAUACGCAAUCCAUUUAUAAAAAUUAUGAGAUAUUUUAUAAAAAAAGCGCGAAAAAUGGUGAACUGAAAUGGAAUGACGAAGAUAAGCCUUCUGUAAGGAAUUUUAUGUGAAAUUUGUAGAAUGCAAAAUGUGUUUCAAUUGAUAGAAUCACGUAAUGUAAGGAUCUACUUCAGGUAAAUGUUAAAGUAAUUUUCACAAAUUGAUUGAAGUAAACGCUACGUUCGAAAUAAGCUUAGCUUAUAUCAAUAAUUAGUUAUGACACUUGCGGCGCUAUUAGAAUUAUCUACUCCAAGUAGACUUGUUCGUAGCUCAGAGUAUGGAAAUAUUUCACUUGUGUAAGGAAAAAUUAGAUUGUUAUUUUAUUAGCGACUGAAACGAGUCGAUUACUUUUAUUUCACACGCGCAGCAGUUCGCGAGAGCACAUCCUGACCUAUUUAUAAUUACCACGUGGACGCGAUAGAUAUAUGUUUGGUAUAAAUUUUCGAGAGAUCUUCCAUUUAAUGAGAAAAAUGCACAGUAUCUUUGACACUGAUCGUCGGCGAAUGUCUUGAAUCGACUUCGACGAUAGGUCUACGAUAACUCGAUAUUAACUGACGCCUUUUCAACGAAUAGCAAUUGGAAGCCCAUCGCUCGGCCCUCUACGCAUCGCGUGAUAGAGUUACGUUAAUAACUUAUAGAAUUACUAUACAUGGUGUGCCCUAUAAUUCAUAUUACAAAUUAAAGUGCACUACCUACCAUAUUAAAUAUAUAAUAUGUUUAUAGAUUUGUACAAAGGAAAGAUAGAGGAAUUUAUAUAUAUAUAUAUAUAUAUAUAUAUAUAUAUAUAUAUAUAUAUAUAUAUAUAUAU